AUGUCGUCAGGAGGAAACGACCAGCAGAUUCCGGUCGGGAAUGGUCAGCAACCGUUGGGUAACGGUGUUCCGAGACAGCAGCCGCCGUUUAUUCGUCCCCCAGUGCUACAACAAGUUCCUCCGAUGCCGGCUGCACCUGUGGAUCCAUACUUCCAAUGGUUACAGCAGCAGCAGCAAUCCUGUAUGGCAGAGCUUUUUCGACAACAACAAGAGGCGAUGAGUCGACAGCAAGAGGCCAUGAAUCAGCAGCAGGAAAUGUUUAUGCGACAGCAAGAGCAGCUGCUUCGAAGUAUAAUGACGACCAUUCAAGUACAAGUGCCACCGAAUCCGGAGGCGAUACUGGACUCGCUUGCCAACAAUGUUAAGGAGUUCAGGUAUGAUCCGGAGAGCAGUGUGACGUUUUCGGCGUGGUACAAAAGGUACGAAGAUUUGUUCGAGAAGGAUGCUAGUCGGCUGGAUGAAAGUGCCAAGGUUCGAUUGCUGAUGAGAAAGUUAGGAAUGUCUGAGCAUGAGCGCUAUGUUAGUUUUAUCCUACCAAAGGCUCCGAAGGAUUUUUCGUUCAUUGAGACGGUGACAAAACUAAAUUCUCUUUUUGGCGCCUCAGAGUCCGUUAUCAGCCGGAGGUACCGUUGUUUGCAAAUAACGAAGUUGAUCAACGAAGAUUAUGUCACGUAUGCUUGUCGAAUCAAUAAGUCGUGCGUGGAGUUUGAAUUGACGAAACUAACGGAAGAGCAGUUCAAAUGUUUAGUGUUCGUCUGUGGCUUAAAGUCAGAUAGAGAUGCUGAAGUGAGGACAAGAUUGCUGACUCGAAUUGAGGAACGAGAUGACGUAACAUUGGAGCAGAUUUCGGAAGAAUGCCAGAGAUUGGUCAAUUUGCGGCAUGAUACGGAAAUGAUUGAGAACCCGACGUCCGUGAAUGCAAUGCGAUCGUGGAAGCAGUUCAAGAGAGGUUCGACGAAAUAG
Armigeres subalbatus is the source of this 963-nucleotide messenger RNA. RefSeq lists its product as uncharacterized. The record is from RefSeq and is a predicted model, not a curated record. Lineage: Eukaryota; Metazoa; Arthropoda; Insecta; Diptera; Culicidae. Bases 1 to 963 code for a protein of 320 amino acids. The transcript has a single exon.